AUGCAUAUUCUCGUAGUGAACGAUGACGGACCACCUUCCCAGCAAUCCUCUCCCUACGUCCACUCACUUGUCAAAGCCCUUCAAUCCGCCGGCCAUGUCGUCUCCGUAGUGCUCCCGCACACCCAACGCUCGUGGAUAGGCAAAGCGCAUAUGGUAGGCCAGACUGUCAAGCCAACAUAUUUCAGACCAGGAACCCUACACAAGGACGACGGAACCACGCAUUCUCGACCCCUUCCCGCCGGAUCCACCGAAUCUGAAGAAUGGGUGCUGGUAGACGGCACACCGGCUAGCUGCGUGCAAAUUGGAUUAUACCAUUAUUUUCAAAAUAGAGGGCCAAUCGAUCUCGUCGUUUCGGGACCCAAUUAUGGCAGGAAUAGCACGGCUGUGUUUAGUUUGAGCAGUGGAACUCUAGGUGGUGCGUUAGAGGCUGCUGUUUGCAAGAGGAAGGCGAUAGCUCUGAGCUAUGCAUUUUUCAGCAUGGAAAGUCCUUCGAAACCAGAUUCGGCACAUGAUCCUGAGAUUAUUGCUGCGGCGACAAGAUUAUCUACAAAGUUAAUACAGUAUUUAUACGAUAAUUGGGGCCAAGAUGUUGAUGUUUAUUCGAUUAAUGUACCUCUAGUAGAGGGAGUGGAGAGUAGAAAGGUCAUGUGGACAAAUAUGCUGCAGAAUUACUGGGGCCAGGGCAGUUGCUUCAAAGAGACUGAGGAUGAUGAGGGCAAUGCUGAUGAAGAGGAGCAGAGGAUUAGAGAGGGCGAAGAGGGGAAGCCAGAGGAGGAGAAUUCGGUCACGAGACAUACACAUAAACACUUCAAAUGGAACCCGAGGUUCACGGAUGUGUACAAGUCUGUGGAGGAGGCUCCCCCAGGUAAUGAUGGUUGGGCUAUUAGGGAGAAGUUUUCGAGUGUAACACCUUUAAAGGCAAAUUUCAUGGGAGCGAACGCACAGUCAUCGGGAGAGUUGAAGUUACGAGCACAGGAACUUGCCAUGGAGAAAUUAUCUCUUGAGCCAUCGAAACCAGGUCAUUUGUACGCUUUAAUCAACUACGAAGACAAAUACGUUCAGCCUCUGAUUCUGGCGGCACUCAAGUCUAAAUUGCCAGAAGGAUCAUAUACACUCAUCGACGAUAUAUCCCAAUUACCCUCCCCGGAUACAGCUAUCCUCCAGAUAUCCUCUUACGAGUCCCUUCCUUUCGAACACGCCUUAUCAUACCCAAAAACAAGUCUCAUAAAUGCAUAUAUCAUCCGGAAAGCUCUCAUACGAAAACAUUAUCUUUCCACCACUCGCCACAAUUGGAUAGCGAAACAUCCAGAGUCCAUCCUCGCUACGAAUCUCAAGCCAUCUUGCGACUUCGAGCUCGACUACGCUGAAUUCUUGGACGACGCAUUGGUCGAAGCAUGGGAAUUGAAAGAAAGCUUCGAGAAGAAUGAGGGCAAAGAGGCAAGUGAGAGAGAAUGGUGGAUUUUAAAACCAGGAAUGUCAGAUCGAGGACAAGGCAUCCGUCUUUUCAGCACAGAGGAAGAACUCCAAUCUAUCUUUGAAGAAUGGGAAGCCGAUCAACCUGAUUCCGACGAGGAAGACGAAACCCCAAAUACAUCAACCAAAGAAGAUGAAAAAGACGACUACAUAGUAACCUCCCACCUCCGCCACUUCAUCGCCCAACCUUACAUCCAUCCUCCCCUCCUCCUCCCAGGUCCCACGGGCGAACCCACAAAAUUCCACAUCAGGACUUACGUCCUCGCCGCCGGCUCCCUAAAAAUCUACGUCUAUAAACCAAUGCUCGCACUUUUCGCCUCCACAGCCUACGUCCCACCAUGGGAAUCCCAAGAUCUAGCACCUCAUCUCACAAACACCUGCCUCCAAACCUCCUCCUCCUCUCAAACCCUAGACUAUAACCCAGUAUCAGCAUUCUGGUCCCUCCCUCUCCCCACCGAAAUCAAAGAAGAGAUAUUCAGACAGAUAUGCGGCACUACGGCAGAGGUUUUCGAAGCUGCGGCAAGGGGCAUGAUGGUACAUUUCCAGACUCUGCCUAACGCGUUUGAGGUUUUUGGAGUGGAUUUUCUGGUUGAUGAGGUGGGACGGGCUUGGUUGUUGGAGGUUAAUGCGUUUCCUGAUUUUGGACAGACGGGUGGGGAACUUAGGGGGAUUGUGGGGGGGUUGUGGGAGGGUGUGGUUGAGGAGGUGGUGGGGGGUUUCUUUGGGAUGGAGAGAAAGGGGGAGGGAGAUGGGGAGGGGUUGGUGCUUGUUGGGGAUGUGGAGUUGGGGAGGAAGUAA
Molecule: messenger RNA, 2271 nt
Organism: Glarea lozoyensis ATCC 20868
Lineage: Eukaryota; Fungi; Ascomycota; Leotiomycetes; Helotiales; Helotiaceae
Product: SurE-like protein
Exons: 4
Coding region: 1-2271 (756 amino acids)
Biological process (GO): protein modification process
Cellular component (GO): P-body
Molecular function (GO): hydrolase activity
Source: RefSeq, a predicted model, not a curated record